AUGAUUCUUGCCCUUCUUUGUUCUAUUGCUGCCUUUAUUUGGAAUGCUUUGACAUUUUGUUGUUGUAUUGGGAAAGGAGGAAUUUUCCGUCCAUUGCCUUCAUUGGCAUCUGCUUCAGCAUUUCUUCUUUUAUUUGCACUAGUCAUCUAUUACUUUAACAACGAUAAAGAUAUUGGUAUUUUUUAUUUAAUUUUGAAGUUUUGGGGUACUUUAUGGAUAUUCCUCCGUCACCUUGUUUGA
This is a messenger RNA of Meloidogyne enterolobii, 240 nucleotides long. The record is from the annotation of a GenBank genome assembly. NCBI's taxonomy places the organism in Eukaryota, Metazoa, Nematoda, Chromadorea, Rhabditida, Meloidogynidae.